Brassica rapa (field mustard) is the source of this 2094-nucleotide messenger RNA. RefSeq lists its product as uncharacterized. Lineage: Eukaryota; Viridiplantae; Streptophyta; Magnoliopsida; Brassicales; Brassicaceae. The record is from RefSeq and is a predicted model, not a curated record.
AUGAAUCGAGACGAUACGAAGGCAAAAGAAGACGGCUCGAGUAGUGUAGUAGGAGAUGAAAUGGCACUUGGUUCAUUCUCCGGAGAUGAAGCAAACCCAAGGAUUAUCGACAAAUCUGUCGCCCCAGGAACCGACCAAAGUCCCCGAGAUGCAAAUGAAAGCGAAGAAAAUGCAAGUGGAAAAGGUGAAGAGGAAGAAUCAAGUAAGAAAAAUGAAGGGGAGGAAUCAAGAGAAGUAGACGAAGGAGAAAAAGAGAAGGAAGGCGGAGACGAAGGAGAAAAAGAGAAGGAAGUUGUAGAUGACGAAGAAGAGGGCAUGCGACCGCUGAAGUUGCACUUUCCUUCAAGCGAAUAUCAAAAGUCUUUAAAGCUUUCAGGAAAGUGUUACAUUGACACGGCGAUAACAACUAUUGAAACGAUCCUGAAAGAGAAGGAGGUGAAAUGGUUCAUAGAGCACCCACAAUUCCAACAUUUCUUCCAUAUUAAAAACCGAAAGCAUAAGUGGAUGGGAAUGUGGGUUAUCGUUUUGCGAUCAGCUUGUGUUGCGAAGAAGUAUGAGUUAUGGUUUGUCGUUAAUGGCGUCCCAAUCCGAUAUUCUCUUAGAGAAUUAGGACUCAUUUCUGGUCUAUACUGCCAUGAGUAUCCCCCCAACCAUGAGAGGUUGGGUGGUACAACAUUCAUGAACAAGUAUUUUGGAGGGAGAAAGAUAACAUACGCUGAUCUGGAGAAGCAGAUGUUGGCAAUGAAAUCAAAGCCAUCUGAGGAUCGUAAGAAGAUGGCCGUUCUGUUCUUCUUAGCCAGCAUCCUUGUCGGAGGCCGAAAGAGUGGUGAGGGAGCAUCACCUGUGGACAGUUUCUUCCUGCGUGUUGUUGAUGACCUAGAUGCGUGUGUAACGUUCCCUUGGGGGCGGUAUGCAUUCGAACAUAACUUGAAGGAUGUCUCUAGCUUUUUGGAGAAAUGCGACGGGGUUGCGCCGACGAGUUGGGUUUUUACAAGCUUUCCUAUCCCUCUGGAGUUGUUGGCCUUUGAGGCAAUUCCAAGCUUGAGGAACCAUUUCCGAGAAGAUGUGUAUGGUGCAAGCAGAGGUUGCCCGCGGAUGUGCAAGAUGCAGUACAAACGGAAAAGUGGAACCAAGGAAUUCAGUCUGAAAGCUGUGAACGAUAAACUUGGUAAUAAUACAAAGGAUAUUGAGAGUAUCUUGGUAGCAACAGCAGCUGAGGAGGAACUUCUGGAAACCAUAGGAAUGGACAAGGAGAGUUGUUGGGCCGAUGACGCCGAUGAUGCAGCAGUUGAUCGUUGGACGAAGAUAAUACGGAAAGGGAAGAAACAAGUUUUCUUUGAAGAACAGUUCCGCAUGGAUUUUGAGUCUCGCACAUGUCAGAUUGAAGGUCCUACCAAUCCUAUCGGAGGACCAUCGAACAAUGCACAAUCUGGUCAGGCUCAUGCAGAUUCGGUGGAGGCUACUGGAGCUACUCCUGGAGCUGAGGCUUUAAAAGAGAUGGAAGGUCGGCUUAUGAUGUUGAGUGUUAAGGAUGGUGAUGGUAGUGACAAUAGCGAGUCGGAAGAAGAGGAUGGUGAUGUGGGUGGGGAUAAGGAGUCGGAGGAAGAGGAUGGUGGUGACAAUAACGAGCCAGACGAAGAGGAUGGUGGUGACAAUAACGAGCCAGACGAAGAGGAUGGUAGUGACAAUGAUGUUGAAGAUGCCAUUCUCGAUAUUUCAAAGGAUGUGCAGAGGGAAUAUGGUGAUGUUGACAUGGAUGAUGAUGAUGCGGAGAUGUAUGCACAUGCUGUGGAGGCCGAGAAAAAAUUAAAGACUAAGGCAGCAGAGUCUGUAAACACGAAAAAAAAGAGGUCGAGAAAAGAUGAUGGCAAAGAAGCUGUUCCUGUGAAAAAGGUUAAGGUGGACCGUGGUGAUACUAAGGCAGCUGCUGAGAAGAAGGCAGCUGCGGCAGCUAAGAAGAAGGCAGCUGCUGAGAAGGAGGCAGCAGCUGAGAAGGAGGCAGCAGCUGAGAAGGAGGCAGCAGCUGAAAAGGAGGCAGCUAAGAAGAAGGCAGCAGCUAAGAAGACAAAGAAAGUAGGUAAGAAGACCGAGUGA